AUCCUUCCCCACGCAGUGUGUGUGUGCGUGUGUGUGUGAGAGAGAAUUUGCCCGUCGUGACGAGUGUCGUGACACGAUCCAUCGGGAAAUGGCAGUAGUGACGGUGAUGGUGGGAGGAGGCAGAAAAAAAGAACAGAAAAACGGGCUCCUUCGUCGGACCAGGCAUCCGGGGGCAGGCGACGACUGUCGUCAUACGGCCACAGAGCCUCUUUGCCUAGUUUUCUUUUGCUGCCUCCUCGCCUUUUGGAAGCAGCGGGUGUACAGGCAGGGCAAGGGGGAGGGAAGGGGGGAAGGCACACCAGGCACAAAGCCGCGCAGCACCGAUACCGAUACCGCUUCGCGGACGGCGAAUCCUGGGGUUGCCCGUUCUGUCCGUUCAAAUCUGUACCGUCAGUGUCCGUGUGUCUCUAUGUGUGUGUGUGUGUGUGUGUGUGCGUGGGGAUGUUGGAAAAAGCAGGGCUGGAAAUGGCACAGUGGGCACGAGAGCGAGACGGCGAGCGAGGAAAAAGGGUUCCUCGUGCUCUCCUCGCACGUCCGCCACGAGUUGUUCCCGUGCCCUGCCCGUGGUGUGGUUGUUUAGUAGUGUGAGACUGUGUGUGCGUGUGUGUGUGUGCUGCUGCUGCUGCUGCUGCAACCCAAGACAAUCCUUUCGGGCAGUGUAACCAGCAAGUGCCCUCACUCAACCCUUCUUCCCUGCCGGCUGCGCAUCAUCUUCCUCCAAAGCGGCGUGUAGACCUCUCGCGUGAAGCAAUGUGCACCUUCGGCUAGCUCCGGAAACGCCUCGCGUCGCAGCAGCAGCAGCAGCAGGUCGUAGGUGGUGUGGUCGCAGGCCCGCCUGGCAGUGCACCUUGUCGCGGUCCGAGUCCUGCGCCGUCUGGCUAGACCCCGACGCAACCUUCCAUUCUUACCGCUGCAACCCCGCACAGCCGCACAGUGACGAGCGCCGCGAAGCACCGCACCCCGGACGCACCCAAGAUGGAUGAUCUGCUACAGGCCGGCCACGUGGUCAAGGAAAGAUGGAAGGUGCUGAAGAAGAUCGGCGGCGGUGGGUUCGGCGAAAUCUACGAGGGGCAAGAUUUGAUCACGCGCGAGCAGGUCGCACUGAAGGUCGAGUCGGCCCGGCAACCGAAGCAGGUACUCAAGAUGGAGGUGGCCGUCCUGAAGAAGCUGCAAGGCAAGGAGCACAUCUGUCGGUUCAUCGGCUGCGGGCGCAACGAUCGAUUCAAUUACGUUGUGAUGCAGCUACAGGGGAAGAAUUUGGCCGAGCUGCGGCGGUCGCAGGCACGCGGUGCCUUCUCACUCAGCACAACGCUGCGCAUCGGCCUCCAAAUACUGAAAUCGAUCGAAUCCAUCCAUUCGGUCGGCUUCCUUCAUCGUGAUAUCAAACCAAGUAACUUUGCCAUAGGAAGACUACCGCUCACUAGUCGUAGAAUCUACAUGCUGGACUUCGGCUUAGCUAGGCAGUACACUACCGGUACGGGUGAGGUACGAUGUCCCCGAGCUGCGGCAGGAUUCCGCGGAACCGUAAGGUACGCUUCGUUAAACGCGCACAAAAAUCGUGAAAUGGGCCGCCAGGACGAUCUGUGGUCGUUGUUCUAUAUGCUUGUUGAGUUUGUUACCGGCCAGCUUCCAUGGCGUAAAAUUAAGGAUAAAGAGCAAGUUGGAAUGUUGAAAGAAAAAUAUGAUCAUCGUUUGCUACUCAAGCACUUGCCUUCGGAUUUCAAAUACUUCUUAGAGCAUAUUCAAUCCCUUAACUACGCCGACAAGCCGGAUUAUGCAAUGCUGAUCUCUCUGUUUGAACGAUGCAUGAAGCGCCGGGGCGUGAAGGAAACGGACCCGUUCGACUGGGAAAACAACGCCGACUACAACGCCGGCGAAGCCAAAGCUAUCAACGCAGCCGUACCAAAGAGUGAACUAAUCAAAAAACAUAAGGAUAUCGAAAUGACCGAGGAGAAACGCAAACCAAUCAUGGACUCGGCAAAAGUGCUACACACGGAACCGAUCGAAUCGAUGAAGCCGCAGAACGUGCUGAACGCGGGCGGCGGUGGUGGGGCGGCCGGGGCCGCGGCGGCGACCGCUGCCGCCAAGGCGGCCCUCAACCACGCGGACCAACACGAGCCGAACGAGGCAAAGAUACAGCAGGAGACGAAAACGGACGGUCCGGCGAUCGAGAUGGUGGUCGUGAAGGGUCUAAUAAGUUUUCCUAUUCACCAGAACGAGAUACCGCUGGUGCGGGCGCACACGGAGGUGAUGACGAAGCCGGCCAAGCACGGCAGCAACCGGCUGCGAAUACUGACCGCGCCGCCGGUCAACAUCAAGGAUUUCUCCUCCUCGCUCGACAAGCAGCAGUCGCAGUCGCCAUCGCAGCAGCACCAGCAGCAGCAGCAGCAGUCGCUGCACCACCAGUCGUCGCACCACAUGUCGCAGCAGUCGCACCACCACCAUCACCAUCACCAUCCGCUGCACGCGUCCAACGACGGCAACAACCUGUCGAUGGAGCUGAAGUCGAAGCUGCUGAAGACGGAGGCGGACGACCUGUCGUACGCGCCGUCGGACGGCAUGAUACUGCGCGAUCUCACCCAGCAGCACUGCCAGUCGGUCGGGCAGCCGAAGCAGCAUCACGACGGGCACCAGCAGCAGUCGUCCGCCGGCGGUGGCAGCCUGCAGCGCCAAAGCCUCACGCUCGGUGGCAAAAGCCUGCGCUCGUACGGCAGCACCACCACCAGCAACAAGUACGGCGGCGGGCGGAACGACGACAAGAGCUGCCGGGACUACUCGAUCACGCAGCACGCGAUCAUCGACGACGACAACGCGAGCCAGCACCAGACGCCCAAAUACCAGGGGGCGCUCACGCUCGCCUCGCAGUGGAAAAGCCAGUUCGACGACUCGGACGACUCGACCGACGGGCUCUGGAAGGGCGAACAACAUUCCGAAAAUGCAUCGAAGAAAAACUACACUAACCUCAACAAGAGCAGCAUGGCCGCCGGCCAGCCGAAGGAGCACCACCAGCCGGUGUCGCCGCCCCAGCCGCCGCCGCUGCCUCCGCCCCCUCAGACGAACGGGCAGCUAAGCGGGGCCGGCCCCGUACCGACGCGGAACGGGCACGCCGAGCAGCCGCACGGCGGGACGGAGAAUGGGACGGCCUCGUUGCCGUCGCAGGCGCCGCCGCCGCCGCUACCACCGCUGCCCCAGUGCGAGGGUGCGGCCGUACCGCUGCCGGACUAUGCCGGCAGCGGCUGCGACAAGCAGCAGCUGGUGGCCGCCCUGGCCGCCGAACCCGACUGUGGGCCGCUCGUGGACGCGACCAGCUUGCUGCCGCGCGUGGCAGUACCGGCGGAGGACGGCAGCAAUAAUCAGGGGGUGGAGGAGCGUGACGGGGCCGCCGAACCCGCCGAUGAUGGUGCACCGCAGGGUGCAGGGGCAAACGAGGAGGAGGAGCAGGGAGAAGAAGAAGAGGAAGAAGCGGAAGAGGAGGAGGAGGAGGAGGAAGAGGAGCAGCAGCAGGGCGAAGAGGAAGAAGCGGAGCCAAGGGGGGGAAAGGUGGAGGGCGCCGGAGGGGGACCGAUGAUCGUCAGCGUCGGCAGCCUGGUCGGAGGCUUCGAGGCGGUGGCGGCGGCAGCGGCUGCCGCCGCCGUUACCGCGACACCCGUUACCGCCGGCGGCAACGCGGAACUAUCUAGUAAUCUUAAAUCUUAACUCUCUCUCUCUCUCCGACACACACACACACAGAUACAGAGACACACUCAAAGAGAAAAACAAAAACACUCCUUCCUCAGCUAGCGCGUUUUUGUUUUGCCACGACAGCAGCAGCAAAAAGAAGCAUCAGCUUGCGGCUAUUUACAGAUCCAGCAAACUAAGUGUAGGUAGAGAAAGCGAGACCGAGAGAAAGAGAGAGAAAGAGAGAGAGAAAGAGAGAAGCAAACGUGAUGUUAGCAAGAUACAAUAAUAGUGUGACAAGGGUAACGGCGUUAACGUAACGCGACCAGUCAAACCGAAAGAGGUGGUAACGCGUAACGCCGUCGAUCCGGUGGCGUUACACAAGUGUAUGGAGCUUCGAACCCGAAACUCUUCUAGUCUAUACCACACCCUCUCGUUUUGGCUUGGGGGCGCCCCGUUACCAGGUGUCCCUGUAUGAGUGCAAUAUGCUAGCAGGAUUACAAACAGAGAGACACACACACACACACACACCGCCAUGGGUGCGAUAAGAGCCGAUUACUACUACGUAACUGGCUUACCUAGGAUGUUAUCUAUCAUCUCCCUCCUUCCAACUCCCGCUCCUCGGAAUCGGCCUAGUUCCUGCGUCGGUGGGCAAACCCCAAUGCCCCGAGGGCGUUGCGUGCCAUCUUGGAGAGUUUAACGAUUUAAGCAUAGCGUUCCCUCACUGUGGUACUAUAAUCUCACGCGGUCCUUGUUACGCGAGGAUGUCCGACAACGUCUGGCCUUGUCGGACACACGCCCUGUACCGUCAUAGCAGUAGGCUUCGGACGCUAAUAUCACGUAAACACUACUACAACUACUCAACCAGUCAGUGAAGGAACUCAUCGAUGGAGGGAAACAGAAAACGAUCUCACGAGAAUUUAUUCAACAGGUACAGGUGGGGGGAAAGGGGGGGCGGAAAGUCGAGAAUCUCCACCCGCACCCCAUCAACGGCUGGUGGUGGUGAUCAACCAAAGGGGGGAGGGGGGGGGGGAAAUGGAAGGAAAAAACCAACAACCCAGGAGGCCGAAUCUAACGAGCAAUGCUAGCGAUGGAAAAAUCCGACGGAAGAAGAAAAAGAAACAGAAAACAAGUAGAAACUAAAAAGAGCGCGUUGUUCGUAAAAUUAAACAAACACACACACGAAACUUACCAAAAGCAAGCAUUCAUGCAAAGCCCAUGACAAAGCAAACUAAUAAAGGGAAAAACAACACUAAAAACUACCAAAAAAAAAAAGGCGUACCACAAACACACACACACACAUUUACAUACACUAAAACCAAAAAUGGGGGCAAACAAAGGGAGAAGGAAGAAAACGGAGCAGCAGCAGAAGCGUAUGUGCGAUAAACUACACAACAAGUGAGGCAAAACAAACAAAACUUUCCACGACAAAAGUGGAGAGGGGGAAGGCACAGGGAAGAGAAGAAAAAACAAGAAAAAUAAGAGAUGGAAUGGGCGGAGUGGGUGAGUGGGUGGGCGGGAUGUGGAGGAAAACACACAAACACACGGAAAUUGGAAGGAAAACACGGAAAAUUAACGCUGACAGGAUUAAGCGAAUAAAUCAAUGAUAACACACACGAUACCCACUAAUAGCCAAAGGUGGAUCACUA
Molecule: messenger RNA, 5306 nt
Organism: Anopheles arabiensis
Lineage: Eukaryota; Metazoa; Arthropoda; Insecta; Diptera; Culicidae
Gene: Asator
Product: tau-tubulin kinase homolog Asator
Exons: 10
Coding region: 976-3696 (906 amino acids)
Biological process (GO): peptidyl-serine phosphorylation; signal transduction
Cellular component (GO): cytoplasm; nucleus
Molecular function (GO): ATP binding; protein serine/threonine kinase activity
Source: RefSeq, a predicted model, not a curated record